UUAAACCAGUUCAACUAAAUGAUGAAAUGAGAGAGAGCAUUAACAAUGAAGUAUGAAAUCUAUAAAAUAGAAAGGUAUACUGCUGGAGUCCAGAUAUCUAGAACAUGCUUACACAUUCUUCUUCUUCUUAAUAUUACUAUUAUUCUGUGUAUUGUUCUGAGCCAACAUUAAUCCUCUCAGAGGUAUUUAUAGAGACGUUUUUCAGCUGAGAUGCAGAAGAGUUUUUGUUGAAGAAAAGUCUCAGGAGGAGAGAGUUCUGAACCGAAGACGGGUUACAGUCAGUGUAAUAACCUGAUCUCUCAAACAACAGGUUUCACUCUGAAGAAUGGAAGGUCUCUACAUUAACAGCAGCUCACAGGACCAAAGCUACGAUUACAGCGACACCACCACUGACUACCAGAAUUACAGCAACAUCACCUCCAACUACCAGAAUAACAACGAGCUCAAUGAACUUUAUUUCAUCAGAGAUGUGGUCACAUACAUAAUCAUUGCUGUCGGCCUUCCUCUGACCCUGGUGGCCAUCUAUGCUCUUUAUUCUAUGGUGAGAAGUGAACAUGUUGCUCCCAUCUACCUCAUCAACCUCCUCAUUACUGACAUCCUUCAGUUCUGCUGCAUGAUCGUUCAGGUGGCACCAAAUGUGGUUUGGAGGAUAAAGAAUAUCUUCAUAUUUAUUUACCUCUCUGCUCUGUUUGCCAGUGUUUACUUCAUGGUCUGCAUCUCCCUGGAAAGGUAUUUGGUCAUCGCCCACCCACUGUGGUACCGCUGCAGACGAACCAUCAAGACCUCUGUGGUGGUCUGUGUCCUGGUCUGGGUCCUUUCUGCUGUCUGUAUCGUCUCUUACUAUUUCACUGAUGUCCCAAUCACACUCUUUGCCGUCCUCCUCCUCCUUCCCUUCCCUCUGUUAAUAUUCUUCCUGGUUGGGACCCUCAAAGCCCUGUCUGCUUCCAUCUCGGUCCCCUCUGAUGAAAAACGACGAAUUGUGGGAAUUUUGGUUCUGGUGCUGCUUAUUUACACUCUGCUGUUCCUGCCAGACAUCAUUUGGUUACUGAUAGAAUCAUACAUAAACAAUGACCUGACCAUUGACCUCCUGUCUCUCAUCUUCCUCAGUCUGAAUCCUCUUGCAGACUCGUUCCUGUAUGUCUUCAUGAGGAAAGGGACCAUAGACAAGCUUUUGGCCUCUGUGUGUUGCUGCAGAAUGGACAGCAAUGAUAUCAGCAGUCCAUCAGUAUGAAUGAUGACAACAUUUCCACAGUCAGCUUCAUGUAGGCAGAGAAAG
This is a messenger RNA of Micropterus salmoides (largemouth bass), 1276 nucleotides long. RefSeq names its product G-protein coupled receptor 4-like. Gene Ontology annotation, cellular component: membrane. Bases 326 to 1231 code for a protein of 301 amino acids. Gene Ontology annotation, biological process: phospholipase C-activating G protein-coupled receptor signaling pathway; positive regulation of Rho protein signal transduction. The record is from RefSeq and is a predicted model, not a curated record. The transcript has 3 exons. Gene Ontology annotation, molecular function: G protein-coupled receptor activity. NCBI's taxonomy places the organism in Eukaryota, Metazoa, Chordata, Actinopteri, Centrarchiformes, Centrarchidae.